AUGGCGGCGAUACACGUCCUCGACGACUACUAUUUGGCCAUCACGGCACUCAUCACCGUAGCAUAUCAGCUGUUUUUCUUUUCAAUAGCCUUUAGCUUCAAGUUCGACAAACUGACUGACUUCGCCGGCGGCACAAAUUUUGUGGUUCUCGCAAUAAUCACGCUCUCCCUCAGCGGCCACGCCCAUGCGCGCCAGGUCGUCGCCUCCAUCUUCAUCAUGCUCUGGGGCGCCCGCCUCUCAGCCUUUCUCCUUUUCCGCAUCCUCAAGACGGGCAAGGACGACCGUUUCGAUGACAAGCGCGACAAGUUCUUCCCGUUCCUCGGCUUCUGGAUCUUCCAGAUGAUCUGGGUCUGGACAGUCUCGCUGCCCGUCACAGUCCUCAACUCGCCCAACGUCACGCGGUACCCGCAGCACGCCUUCGGCACGGGCCGCGACGUUGUCGGAAUCAUCUUCUUCGUCGUCGGCUUCGUCAUGGAGUCCGUCAGCGACGCGCAAAAGUACCGCUUCCGCAGGGACAACCCGAGCCGCGAGGCCAUCUGCGACAAGGGCUUCUUCAAGGUCUCGAGGCAUCCCAACUACUUUGGCGAGAUCCUCAUCCAGUUCGGUAAGCCAGCCUUCAAGGCUCUCUACGCCACCAUCCUCGGCCCCUUCUUCCUGACGCUGCUGCUCAUGUUCGUCUCGGGCCUGACGCUGCAGGAGCGGCCCGGCGCCAAGAAGCGGUACGAGAACGGCCAAAACUGGGAGGGAUACCGGCGCUACCUUGAGCGCACCAGCAUCCUGAUCCCGUUCCCGCCGCAGUUGUACGCCCGCAUGCCGACGGUUCUGAAGCGCACCGUCUUUCUUGAGUUCCCCAUGUACGUCUUCGACCCGGCGAAGCACUCCGACGCCGGGGCCCGCGCCGAAGAGGGCCAUCAGCACGAAUCCAUCGCCAAGCCGGCCAAGAACGGGAGACCGAGUGGUGAGGAGUCGCUCGUUGGCCAGCACUCGUGA
Molecule: messenger RNA, 990 nt
Organism: Colletotrichum spaethianum
Lineage: Eukaryota; Fungi; Ascomycota; Sordariomycetes; Glomerellales; Glomerellaceae
Exons: 3
Coding region: 1-990 (329 amino acids)
Biological process (GO): lipid metabolic process
Cellular component (GO): membrane
Molecular function (GO): oxidoreductase activity, acting on the CH-CH group of donors
Source: RefSeq, a predicted model, not a curated record